Molecule: messenger RNA, 1037 nt
Organism: Dicrocoelium dendriticum
Lineage: Eukaryota; Metazoa; Platyhelminthes; Trematoda; Plagiorchiida; Dicrocoeliidae
Source: the annotation of a GenBank genome assembly
AUGUCACAUGACAAGCAACGUUUACACAAAAAACACAAGAAGUCCAACAAGUGUUCCUCAUCUUCCGAUAGCGACUACGAGUGGACGGAACAAAAGCAAGUGAGAAGACCUGUGACUAAAGAAGUUCCCGAAGAUUUCACCGGUGCUGAUAAAUCACCGUCUAUUGAAGGCUUUCUGGAAAGCGUGACUUCUGCUCCAAAGAAAGACAAGCGCUUGGAUCAGGUUGAGACACAUAAGCGAACACCUCAUGAAUUAAAUCCUUAUUGGAAAGAUGGUGGUGCCGGACUUCCAGAACCGCUAAAUCCCUACCGGGCCAAAGAGCAAAAAUCAAUUUUGACAGAAAGCAACGAAUCAUGGCUUCGCAUGUCUUUUCGGCGUUGCUUAGAACAGGCGAAGAUCGAUCGUGUUGCGGUUGAAGAUGCGCUUUUGCAGCGUUGGAAUCGAUCUACAGUGGAUGAUAUGCUGAGAAGAUUCGGCCACGAGAAGACAGGCUCUCAUAGUCGCUAUGCGCUUCCACGACACCGAUCACGCUCUCCUGCACAAGAACGCUCAAAGUCACCGCAUCCCCGUUGGCGAAAAUUAAAGUCCACUGAUGAUGAAGAUUCGUUGCGGUCGGUGGACCACGACGUGCCUGCCUUCCGAUCUCCCAUCACUGCACACGGUGAUCGUUCCUGUGAACGCUUAUCGAAAGAUACACGGCACGACUCCAUUGGUUCACAUUCUUCCAGCGUUCGUCCAACUGAAACUGAAGAACGCGUAGUUACCACUGAGGACAUCAAUUCUAUGGCUGCCAAAGUUUUGAAAGCGGAACUAGGUUCCGAUUCGACUAAAGCAGCCAAGCUCAAGGCAAAUUUGGAGAAACUACGAGAUGCUCAACGUCGAGGAGUCAAGGUUCGGAUGCAUGUGAUUCCCAAAUCAGCACAAUCCACAGAGGCAGACAAGCCAUCUGUUGUUGCUCUUACCCGACUCAACGAUCGUGGGAUGGAAAUGCCUGUGUACAUACCUUCGCAAGGUACAAUGGACGGUAGUUCCAGGAG